This is a messenger RNA of Cavenderia fasciculata, 1143 nucleotides long. RefSeq lists its product as uncharacterized. Bases 1 to 1143 code for a protein of 380 amino acids. The transcript has a single exon. The record is from RefSeq and is a predicted model, not a curated record. NCBI's taxonomy places the organism in Eukaryota, Evosea, Eumycetozoa, Acytosteliales, Cavenderiaceae.
AUGUCAUUGGAUCUAGUCAAAAGAUUAUUUGAGAAUCCAAAUAUUACUUUUGACCUUCAUUUCAUCGUUUUGUUGGCAAUUGAAUCAAAUCAACCAGAAAUAUUAGAACUCGUUUUAGGCAAAUUCAAAUUAAAAAACCUAGUCAAUUCCACCCACAUAAAAAGAGCACUAAUGGUCAGCAACCCAGGAAUUAUUCGUUUAAUGUUGGACUAUUACCCUAUUCGUUGGGAUGGAUGGAUUCCCCCUAUUUCUAGAUUCAGUUUCAUUUACUACGAACCACUUUUGGCUUUCUAUUCAAAUGGUCAUUCCAUCAUUUUUGAUUCAAUGUCCAUUUUUUCAACUUAUUUGACAAACCCUGAAAAAGAAAAAAUAGUACCAAUGUCAAUAGAUGUCGUUAGAUUGAUGAUCAACCAUAAUACAAAAGUGGAACCUUGGAUGAUAUUGUCAUGUGGAAUUGGAUUACAGAAACCGAUAAAUGAAUCAGACCUAUCAUUCAUUUCAACAACCGCAGUUCCAUUAGUCAAAGGUCUUGGUGGUUAUGAACGUUCAUUUACCUAUUAUGUAAUUGAAGAGGUUUUAAUCAAUGCAACCAAGAAUGGAGAUAUGAAAUUGCUUAAAUGUCUAUCAAAUUAUAUUUGGAGUUUUGAAGCAAGAAUAUUCCAAACUGCAGUAAGAGAAAAACAAUUUAAAAUUGCUUAUUAUUUUGGUCAACUAUUCUCUAAUGUGUACCCUCAUUCAAUCAACAGAUAUUGUAUUCAAUUUAUCUUGGUCUCAUUUUAUGAUAUUGAAAAUGAUGAUGAUUUUGAUUUACUCUGGAAUCUUUUCAAACCUCUUACAACCAACUCGAAAAUGGUCACUGAAAUGCUUGUUUCCUCUACAAAUUAUGUUUUACAAAACCUACAUCAUAUCUCCAAUACAAUUGAUAGAAUCAUUCAAUGUUAUACUAGAUUUUACAAUGGUCCAGAAAAGGAGCAAUACCAAAUGGAACCACUACGAUUGGAUAUAUCUACAUAUUGGGAAACAUAUAACCUCUACUAUCUAUUCUCGAAAUAUAGAAAUAAUCCUAUCAUCCAUUUAGAUCACUUCCAAUUUGAAUACUAUUUUAAUGGUAUGACCGAUUGUGGUUUAAUUCCUUAUGAAUAA